GUGGUGAAGGUGAGGCCCAAUGACAAGGACGCCAAGUUGAAGUACCAGGAGUGUCACAAGAUCGUCAAGCAGAAGGCCUUCGAGCGGGCCAUCGCCAGCGACGAGCACAAGCGCUCCGUCGUCGACUCCCUCGACAUCGAGAGCAUGA
Fulmarus glacialis (Northern fulmar) is the source of this 148-nucleotide messenger RNA. It is a transcript of the gene PPP5D1, whose product is annotated as PPP5 tetratricopeptide repeat domain containing 1. Lineage: Eukaryota; Metazoa; Chordata; Aves; Procellariiformes; Procellariidae. The record is from RefSeq and is a predicted model, not a curated record. The annotation marks the transcript as partial. The transcript has a single exon. Gene Ontology annotation, molecular function: protein binding.